Saccharomyces paradoxus is the source of this 1110-nucleotide messenger RNA. RefSeq names its product isocitrate dehydrogenase (NAD(+)) IDH2 (gene IDH2). Gene Ontology annotation, biological process: tricarboxylic acid cycle; isocitrate metabolic process. The transcript has a single exon. Bases 1 to 1110 code for a protein of 369 amino acids. Gene Ontology annotation, cellular component: mitochondrion. NCBI's taxonomy places the organism in Eukaryota, Fungi, Ascomycota, Saccharomycetes, Saccharomycetales, Saccharomycetaceae. Gene Ontology annotation, molecular function: NAD binding; isocitrate dehydrogenase (NAD+) activity; magnesium ion binding. The record is from RefSeq and is a predicted model, not a curated record.
AUGUUGAGAAGUACUUUUUUUAGAAACACCUCGAGAAGGUUUUUGGCUACUGUAAAACAACCUUCAAUCGGAAGAUAUACCGGUAAGCCUAACCCUUCCACAGGCAAAUAUACUGUCUCAUUCAUUGAAGGUGAUGGUAUCGGCCCUGAAAUUUCCAAGUCUGUAAAGAAAAUCUUUAGUGCAGCAAAUGUCCCUAUAGAAUGGGAAUCCUGCGAUGUUAGUCCCAUCUUUGUCAACGGGUUAACCACCAUUCCUGAUCCCGCCGUACAAUCUAUUACAAAGAACCUGGUUGCUUUAAAAGGCCCCCUAGCUACGCCAAUUGGUAAAGGUCACAGAUCUUUGAAUUUGACCUUAAGAAAGACAUUUGGAUUAUUUGCCAAUGUUCGUCCUGCCAAGUCUAUUGAAGGUUUCAAGACUACUUAUGAAAACGUUGAUUUAGUUCUUAUCAGGGAAAACACUGAAGGUGAAUAUUCUGGUAUCGAACACAUAGUUUGCCCUGGCGUUGUUCAAUCUAUUAAACUGAUCACAAGAGAUGCUUCUGAGCGAGUCAUUAGAUAUGCUUUUGAAUACGCAAGAGCUAUCGGCAGGCCAAGAGUUAUUGUGGUACAUAAAUCUACCAUCCAAAGAUUAGCUGAUGGUUUAUUCGUUAAUGUUGCCAAAGAAUUAUCCAAAGAGUAUCCUGACAUUACUUUAGAAACUGAACUUAUUGAUAACAGCGUGCUAAAGGUCGUCACAAACCCAUCUGCCUACACAAACGCCGUCUCUGUUUGUCCAAAUCUAUAUGGUGAUAUCUUGUCUGACUUGAACUCCGGUUUGAGUGCUGGUUCUUUAGGUUUAACUCCAUCUGCUAAUAUCGGCCAUAAAAUCUCGAUCUUUGAAGCUGUCCAUGGCUCUGCUCCUGAUAUUGCUGGUCAAGACAAAGCAAAUCCAACUGCCCUACUUUUGUCCUCGGUAAUGAUGUUGAACCACAUGGGCCUAACGAACCAUGCUGACCAAAUUCAAAAUGCAGUCUUGUCUACCAUCUCAUCGGGCCCGGAAAAUAGAACUGGUGACUUGGCUGGUACUGCCACUACUUCUUCUUUCACUGAAGCAGUCAUCAAGAGAUUAUAA